Molecule: messenger RNA, 3035 nt
Organism: Oncorhynchus nerka (sockeye salmon)
Lineage: Eukaryota; Metazoa; Chordata; Actinopteri; Salmoniformes; Salmonidae
Product: hepatic and glial cell adhesion molecule-like
Exons: 5
Coding region: 45-878 (277 amino acids)
Source: RefSeq, a predicted model, not a curated record
GCCGUGAAGAGACCUAUGAAGUCACAGUAAUAGAGAACUAUAAAAUGACAACGCUUCAAUAUUUGGGAAUAUCAGUACUUUUCAUCAUCGAUCUGUUGGGAGCUGUGAAUGCUGAAGUGAUUACAUUGACAGGGAGAGAGGGGCAUUCUAUCACUCUAGACACUGGACUAACUGGACUACAGGCUGAUAAGAUAUUUUGGUCCAGUGGUCCAGUCAUUCCAAACACCUCAAUAGUUGAGAGUCAGGUCAUCAGAGGAGAGAACAUCACAGAAUUCAAAGGAAGAUUCCGAGAGAAACUGCAGCUGGACAGAGAAACUGGAUCUCUCACCAUCAGAAAUCUCACCCUCAACAACUCUGGAGUUUAUCAGCUAGACAUUUUCAAUACACACAAAACAUCUCAGAGAUUCUAUCUAACUGUCUAUGCUCCAGUACCACUUCCUCAACUCAAAAAAAUCCCUGAAGAUCAUUUUCUGGACAGUUCAUCAGAGAAGGGGAGCUGUUCAGUGGUGUGUUCUGUGGAGAACCGGAGAGACAUGACCCUGUCCUGGUACAGAGGAGAGAAGAGACUCAACCAGACCAGCAGCCCUGACCUCUCCACCAACCUGUCUCUCCCUCUGGAGAUAAAGCUACAGGACAACAAUAUCUACAGCUGUGUGGCUGCCAACCCAGUCAGCAACCAGACAACCAAACUCAACAUUGAAACGCUCUGCCUUCAGUUUGUAGAGUCUGGUCCUAAUCGAAUCACAAUCGUUGUGAUAGUCCUUGGAAUAGGCCUAACGUUAUUUAUCGUAACAUGCUGCAUCUGGAAAAGGACAUAUAUUAAAGGGUGCUAUGUAUCUACCUCAGGGAGUCCAGAAGAGGAGGACUCUGUUGGGUAGCCUACUCUGUCAGACCCUGCAUUUUUAUUUAUUUAUUUUUUAUUUUACCUUUAUUUAACUAGGCGAGUCAGUUAAGAACAAAUUCUUAUUUUUAAUGACGGCAUAGGAACAGUGGGUUAACUGCCUGUUCAGGGGCAGAACGACAGAUUUGUACCUUGUCAGCUCGGGGAUUUGAACUUGCAACCUUUCGGUUACAAGUCCAAUGCUCAAUUUCAUCUUCUUCCCCAUUGAAGAAAAAUAACUCAUUAGACUGUGUCCCUGCCACUGUAAAAACAGAAUGCACAUUUUGACAUGAACAAAGGAUGUGUUUUAUGCAGCAAAUAACACUGUACCAACUUCUGUCUACAAUUGUAUUACUAAAGGAGUAUUUUAAUACUUAAACAAAGAGUCUGUGUUUCCUUUCCAUUACUAAUGUAUUGUUUGAUAAUUAUAUAGACCUGAUAAUUUGUUGAAGAAAUUGACCAACAGUUGAAUAAAUAUUUACAUUUUUUUUUUAAAGAUAGCCUUAAAGGGCAAUUCCACCACUUUUCAACCUUAUAUUCAUUAUUUCCAGUACCAAACCAGUGUCUACAGUGCACUUUGUGUAUGAGUGUCUACAGCUUCCCAUGUGUAUGAAGAAUGGUCCACCGCACAAAGGACAUUCAGUCAACUUGACACAACAGUGGGAAGCAUUGGAGUCAACAUAGGCCAGCAUUGCUGUGGAAUGCUUUCGACAUCUUGUGGGAGUCCAUGUCCUGACAAAUUGAGGCUGGUCUGAGGGGGGUGCAAAUCAAUAAUAGGAAGGUGUCCAUAAUGUUUUGUAAGCUCAGUGUACUCUGGUGGUUUAAAUGUUCCCCUCAAAACAACAUUGAUUACUUUUGCCAAAUCCAAUGUAUUUUCCACAUCACAAUAACUUUACAAAUGACGUUGAAACAAUGUUGAUUCAACCGGUGUGUGUCCGGUGGGAUUUUAUGGUUUUUGUGACACCAACUGUGGGUUUGCUAGUUGAUAAAGGAAUUGAUAUGUUUAAAGUAAUGAUGAAAGGAUUCCACCCUGAAAUCAUAUAAUUGUAUGAAAUGUGUUAGAGUCAUAAUUCCAUAAUGUGUGUGACUAGGCCAUUGUGUUACUAUUUCGCAAUAUGAGCUGGGUAGAGUUGAGACAUUCAAGGCCAACUGAACUGUCGACUUGUGAUAACUCUGAAACCAAAUAACAGGAAAGAGGCCUCCCCAACUUAGGUAAGGGGGAGUAACUGUUAGGAAUGGCUAGGCUUGUAGAAGAUAAUGAGAAAUGGUGUGUGUGUGUGUGUGUGUGUGUGUGUGUGUGUGUGUGUGUGUGUGUGUGUGUGUGUGAGGGGUUAUAAAAUUACUGUGUCCUCAUUUUUUACUUCAGAGUACUCUCUGAAUAAAGGAUUGAUCUAUUGCAGACUGGGGGCUUUGUCUAAUUCUUCAUUAACCAGGGUCUUACAAACUUAUGGGAAUUGGUCAAAGUUAUAAAAUAGUUUAGUUAGAACAUUGGGAUAAAAAUUCUCGUGACACUAGUAUAGUAGCAUAAAGGGUUAUAGGUAACAUAGCAUAAGUUGAACUCUAAUUAGGACAGUGUAUUCAUUAGUCGGACACUGUUGCAAAACGUUUAGCGAUGGAAACCGUUUCCUCGAAACUGAAAACUUUUUGCAACAAAAAUUAGAGUUUCUAUUAUGCAAAAUUCAGGUGGGUCCCUGGCUGUUUCAUUCCAUUUGCCUCCGUAGAAGGUGCCAUGUGGAGCUACAGUUUCAACCGUUUUAUAUCAAACGUUUAUAUAUGGCUUUAUAUGGAUUGAAUUUACCUUCCCCUUUUAUCAUUGUUUGCCAUCAAUAUCACUUGGAUAUUGAGGCCUCUUGCAUUCUGACACUGCUGAGGUGUGCGGUUAUUCCCUUACAAGGCACAGUCUUUUUUGUGAUACUGUUUACUUAACUACAACAGCAACCUCUCAUCUCUCUGCUAUAUUGUAUUUACUUUGCCACCAUGGCCUUUUUUGCCUUUACCUCCCUUCUCACCUAAUUUGCUCACAUUGUAUAUAGACUUGUUUUUUUUAAUGUAUUAUUGACUGUAUGUUUGUUUUACUCCAUGUGUAACUCUGUGUCGUUGUAUGUGUCGAACUGCUUUGCUUUAUCUUGGCCAGGUCGCAAUUGUAAAUGAGAAC